AUGUUGCGCCCUGCGACCCCCUUGUCUAUACUAUUCUUUGUCGCAUUCGUGCUGCUGCUGCUCUCGACGCUGUCAACACCCCUCAUCAAGAGCAUUCCCCUCGCUACCUAUCGUGGUGUUCACUUUGGAGUCCUCGGCUACUGCGAGAAUGGCGAUCAAGGCUGCAAAGGGCCCAUGAUCGGGUACAACACAGAGAAGCUAUUUGCAGGCGAAGACAGCUCCGACUUCUCACUCCCAUCCGCCCAGCGCCAUGCGCUUUCUUCCAUCCUCAUCGUGCACCCUGUCGCAGCUCUCAUGACGCUGAUAUGCUUCGGUCUCUCCGUUGCUGCCCACUUUCACUCGCCCGCUCAUUCGCCGCGCUACCUCCUCGCCCUGCUCAUAUUCACGUUCCCGACUCUUCUGGUCUCACUGCUCGCUUUCCUCGUUGAUAUCUUGCUAUUCGUUCCGCACGUAGGAUGGGGAGGAUGGAUUGUGCUAGGUGCUACCAUCAUCAUCGUCGCAAGCGGAAUCGUCACCUGUGCCAUGAGGCGCACACUGGUCAGCCGCAAGGCGCGUAAGAGGCGCAUCGCCGAGAACGACGACAUGAAUGGCCAGACCUACUACGCGAACCGCAACAAUGCAACCGUCACUACCGAGUUUCCCAAGGCUGAAUCACCGCCCCCUCUUUCUGGUGAGACAAUGACUGGCGGUAUGGCAGGCGGUAAUGCGGCCUACUUUGAUUCCUCCAAGCCAUCGCCCAACGACGACAUGCAGCCUCUGAACCAGCGCAACCCUUCGCUCAAGACGGUUAGCAGUGGAGGAGAUCGCUCUGAGAACAUGAACCCGCCAAACCGUGGUCCCUCUGGUCGUCGACAGCCAAUGGAUCAGUACGGCAACCCUGUUCCACCCAUGCCAAACGACGGAUUCGCCAUGAUGAACGGUGCUCCGCGCGGAAGAGGAGGUCCAAUGAGGGGUCGUGGAGGUCCACCAAGAGGCGGGCAGUAUGGUGGCCCAAGAGGAGGAGGCUACGGUCCAAGAGGAGGCAUGCGAGGACCUCCACCACCAGGAUGGAACGGUGGCGGACGAGGUGGACGACCUCCGAAUGGACCUCCGAUGCAAGGUCAGCCACCAAUGGGACGCGGAGCGCCUCCUCCAGGAUACAACAACAACAACUUUUACAACCAAGGACCACCACCCCGUGAGCAAUCACCAUAUGGCAGAGCACCUCCGCCUGGUCAGGGACCACCACUGCCAAUUGGCCAAGCCAUUGAGAUGGACAACCGCACAGGAACGCCUCCAACAAACUAUGGACUGAGGGAAAGUGACGGCGACGUUGCAGGCAUGCUCGCUCUUCAGCAGGGUGGCUUCCCUGCUGGUGCACCCCAAAGGCGACCAUCUGAUGGGGUCAUGAGCCCAACCAGCGAAUAUUCCACCGAUGAAUCCGCAUUACGGCCACAGCCCCUACAACAACAACAGCCGCCUAUGCCACAACAACAGCAGCAAUACAUGCCAGUGCGAGCAGGAUGGAAUCAACAACAGAUUCCAUCAGAUCAAACACUCAACACUUUGAACAGCAGUAGCCGUGGCCUAUCGCCAAUUCAAGACUCACCUGUUGAAAUGCCUGCUCAGCUAUCCCAGCUUGGUGGGCCCAACAGGCCAGAACGCAGUUCCGACUACUAUGAAGAUGUGGAUCCCAGGUUCGCAGAGCCCGCACAAGCUCAAGCACCUCCACCCCUACCGAGCUCUCUCAUGCCCGGUGGUUUCGCUCCACCCAACCCCAACUUCCUCUCAACAACAAACUCCAGCGACACCAAUCUCCCACGCAACAGUUCCUACGACGACCUCCCAGAAGGCGCUCGCUCACCUGCCGCGAGUGAAGCCUCACAUUUCACCUCCGUCUCACAACGUCCUGUCAACCCCAACUGGCGACCCGAGAUGGGUGCUGCAGCCGGUCAAUUUGCGCCUUUCCCAGGCCCACGUAGACCCAUGCGACAGGAAGACGUCAUCCUUGAAGCCAACGCUGCUAACCCCGACUUUAUGAUUCCUGGUGCGGGUCGCGGUCGCGGUCGAGGACGUGGGGGCCCUGGUGGUGGCAGAGGAAGAGGUGGUGGAGGCAUGAUGAUACCUCCUGCUACUAUGAUGGGACCAGGACCUGGGCUGUCGAAUCAAUCGAGGUAUCCAGGUGCUAAUGCCAUGUAG
This is a messenger RNA of Alternaria burnsii, 2178 nucleotides long. RefSeq names its product pali-domain-containing protein. Lineage: Eukaryota; Fungi; Ascomycota; Dothideomycetes; Pleosporales; Pleosporaceae. The transcript is spliced from 3 exons. The record is from RefSeq and is a predicted model, not a curated record. Bases 1 to 2178 code for a protein of 725 amino acids. Gene Ontology annotation, cellular component: plasma membrane; cell division site; growing cell tip.